Ahaetulla prasina is the source of this 3346-nucleotide messenger RNA. RefSeq names its product monoacylglycerol/Diacylglycerol O-acyltransferase-like. Gene Ontology annotation, molecular function: acyltransferase activity. The record is from RefSeq and is a predicted model, not a curated record. The transcript has 6 exons. The coding region runs from base 2054 to 3028 and encodes 324 amino acids. NCBI's taxonomy places the organism in Eukaryota, Metazoa, Chordata, Lepidosauria, Squamata, Colubridae. Gene Ontology annotation, cellular component: membrane.
UUCGAUUUAGCUUUAACUGUAUAUGUGGUUCCAUUAUUUUUAUACAUAUUGAUAUAUUAAUAUAUUAAAUUACAAUCUUACAUUUUGUGUCAUUUCCGUAUAUACAAGUUUGUUAUUAAUUUCUAACUCCUAUAUCUUCCUCAUUUAGUCUAUCCUCUAACCAUUUAUACCAUUUAUUCCAUACCAUGUAGUAUUCUGUUUUUUCUUUAUCUUUUAUUUCGUGAGUCUAUCCAUCUCUGCACACUCUAAGAUUUUCCUUAUUACGUUUUCCUCUGAUGGUACAUUGUUAUUCUUCCAAUUUUGUGCGUACAUUAUUCUCGCUGCUGUUGAGAUAUGUAAAAUUAAAUAUUGUAUUUUUUGUUGUAAUCCCAGUAAAUAUUCCUAAUGAAAAUAAUUCUGGUUUCAUAUCUAUUUGUUGUUUGGUUCUCUCUUCCAGACAUUUUCUUAUUCUAUUCCAAUAUUGUUUUACUUUUGGGCACAUCCACCACAUGUGGUAAUAUGUUCCCUUGUUUUGUCCACAUUUCCAGCAGGCUGGUGAUGUAUUUGCAACCCAAGCUAUUUUUAAGUGCAUGCCAAAAGAUACAGAUGUGCAGCAUUAAGUAAUGCAUCAUGGAAGAUUUCACCAUUCACAAGUUAUUUAAAAUAGCCCAUUUUGGGGUUUAAACAUUUUGUAGCUCAGUGUUGUCAACCUUGGCAAAUCACUUCCACAUUUAAAUCCUUUGACCGCGCGAGGAAAUUUUUCGCGCGACGGACUCAGCCUCAGACAUCAGGUGGAACAUACCACAAUAGACUGUAGGUAGGGAUUUUAUUUUUCACUGCUUUCCCGCUGAAAAGCUCCAUAUCGCUAAAGAUAAUCUUUUUAAGUUAAAAACAAAGCAGAACAGAACGACGACUUUUGCUUAUAUUUCGGAAUUCCGAGACGUGUGUUGUAUUUAGAGCCUCUGCAGUCUGAAAUGGUCCAGCCCAGAAAAAAGCCAAGAAAAAGCCAAAUCCUUCCUUGCAGUCUCGGCUGCGUUUCGUAGUCCAGAAAGGAAAGACGGCGCCGAAGGUCUCCUCCUCCUCCUUUUGCAUCUACACGAUGCGCAACUUCAUACUGCAUUGCGGUUUCUCGGUGUUGCAGGUUUCUGCGCGAUUUCCCCGUUUGGUCUUCCAUCGAACGCUUUUGGGCCGAGCCCAGCCGAGCCGGGGUCAUUCCUGCCACCCAGAUUCGUUCGCGCCCGGGAUGCUGUCAGAAACCCCUUGGUGCUGUGCUUAGAGCCCUUGGAUGGAGCACCAAGAUUCAAGUGAUCCCGAGCGAGCGAGGGCGCGGUUCCCGAAAGUUGCUCGGCCGGCAUCUUUAACGGCGAGGCAGGAGCUCCGCUGGUAGGAGGGAUAGCCGUGGGAUGAAGAGCCGAAACGCCGCCGUCAGAAACAGUGGGAAAUGACGCCUCGCUCUCGGAAUGGAGAAGAAGCGCUUGAUAGGUGCAAAGGCCCAAGGAACGCUGCCCCGCUGGCCCUUGGCCUCUUUGAGGUCCGGUGAAUUUGUUUAAUCAGGAAAAAAAGGGCUUUUUCCUCCCGGGCCGCUACAGCUUCGGAAACGGCUGCCAGACUUCAUAAUUGCAGCUUUUAAGGAAGCUCCCUUCUUCCCUUCCUCUCAAGUCUUUCAUGGCUCUGUUUCCAGUUCCUGGCAGAAACUUUCAAUCUGUGGAAAUUGCAGGUUUUAUUUAUGUUGUAUGCUUACAAUUUGAUCUGUCCAAAUUGCCUUGAACGAGUUUCUGCCUAGAGAAUACUUUAAAUCGUGAUGAAAGGGCAUCCAGGCUGGGGAUUAUGGGAGUUCGUAUCCAAUACAUCUGAAAGGCACACAGCAUGACCCCCUUCUGAGUUAAAUAUACCUCUCUUUUUUGCAGUUAGUGGCCUCCCUUGACUAAUUCGUGGAAUGUGGACAAUCUUUAGGAUAUGGAAAUAGGUUGAUGCCUAUUGCAACAAUGACAGCUACUUAACAAUUGUCUGCCAAUGUUAAGAAGCUGUUUUUCUAUCACACUGGUUUUUUAGUUUUAAACAGAAGAGAACUAAUAUGAAUUCAUUUUCUGUUGGGCAAGACAAUAUGACCUGGGUCAUGGAAUUACUGGACAGUAUCAAUAUGUCUCCAUAUAAUAUCAUAAACAGUUUCAUGGAUUACUCAGCAUACUUUUUCUGGGUGUCAGUACUAUUCCUACUUCUCUUUUCUCCUGUUUUAAUAAUUCUUGGUUUUAUUUAUCUUUCUAAUUUUCUCUUGCAUAUUUACAAGAGAAAAGUUAAUUUAAAGGAAGAUUAUCUCAGUCAAUCAUGGGACAAUGGACGGAGGGCUGUGGCUCACCUUUGGGACAUGUAUGGUACACUGUGGCAUGGUUAUGAGAUACAUGGGAUGGAUAAAGUACCAGAAGGACCAGGGCUUAUCGUAUUUUACCAUGGAGCCUUUCCUCUAGACUAUUUCUACUUUGUAUCUAGAUUAUAUUUAAGAACAGGCAGAUUUUGCCGCACAGUGGUUGAUUACCAUUUUUCCAAAAUACCAGGUAUAAAACUGUUUUAUAAUGUGGAAGGCCUUACACAUAAUGGAAGGACAGAAUGUACUGAAAUUCUGAAAAGGGGAUACUUAUUGGGAGUUUUACCAGGUGGAACCCGAGAAGCACUGUUUAGCGAUGAGAACUAUGAACUUUUAUGGGGUCACCGGACAGGCUUUGCUCAUGUGGCUAGAGAUGCAAAAGUGCCUGUCAUUCCUAUAUUUACAAAAAAUCUACGAGAAGGAUACAGAACACUUGGGAAAAUAUGGCCGUUCAAAUGGUUGUAUGAACGUACCCGAUGGCCAAUUGUUCCUAUAUAUGGUGGAUUUCCUGUGAAAUUUUGCACAUACAUAGGAGAUCCCAUUCCGUAUGAUCCAAAUAUAUCAGCUGAAGAAUUAGCUGAAAAGACCAAAAGUGCAAUAAAAGAUCUCAGAGAUAAAUAUCAAGAAAUGCCGGGUAAUAUACAAAGAGCACUAUUGGAACGGUUUGAAAAGCGACCAGAGAAAUGAUGCCAUUCCACUUGUGAAAAUGUAGUUCUCCAUUCGCCCCCACUAAGAAUAUAUUGUGCUAGUGAUUUGAUGAUUUUUUAGAAAAAAAUAGUUCACUUCAGUCACUAAAUUUUAAUAUAUGUGUAUUAAAUAUGCAAGUGGAAUAACUAUUUGUUGCUUGUUUGCAAUUUUAGAUUUGUUGAUUUAUUGUGUAUAUUUCGCAUAUAGAAAAGAGAUAUGGGUUUGGUAAUUUGAACUUCUUCACAUAAAUAUCUUUAGUGAUGACUGACCUUUUUGAUGUAUUUGCAAUUAUUUAAUAAAUAUUGUUCUAUUUAAAAU